AUGAGUGCCUUAAGUGUCCCUACCGCUAGUCUCAAACAUCCGCAUACGCUGUCGUCCAUGGAUUUCCAAAAUGCGACUUCAGCCGUUGCUGCUAAAUCUAUGCGCUCAGAGCUUAACAAAAUGAUCCAUUCGCUUGGUCCUGAAGUCAGUGAGGGGCAGCGUAAGGCGUUCAAAAAUGAAAUGGAUAAUUUCCAUCACAUGUUUACUCGUUACUUAGCGGAUAGGUCGAAGGGGGUCGAAUUGGAUUGGGACAUGGUCAAGGAACCUCGCCCUGAACAGAUUAUUUUAUACAAAAAGCUUGCUUCAUGUGAAACAACAGAGAUUCUAGACAAACUAGCAGUACUAAAGCUUAAUGGUGGUCUUGGCACGACUAUGGGCUGUGUCGGUCCAAAGAGUGCUAUCGAAGUUAGAGAUGGAAUGACCUUCUUGGAUCUAAGUGUCAGACAAAUUGAGUAUCUGAACAAAAAAUAUAAGGUCAACGUGCCCUUUAUACUUAUGAAUUCCUUCAAUACGGACGAGGAAACCAAACGCAUUGUCCAAAAAUAUAGCAAUCAAAAUGUCCGUAUUCUCACUUUUAAUCAAUCACGCUAUCCUCGUGUGAACAAGGAGUCGUUUCUUCCGAUGCCACGUUCACCUAACGACGAUAGCAGUGGAUGGUAUCCUCCAGGUCACGGUGACUUGUACGAAUCGCUCGUGAAUUCCGGCCUAGUAGAUCUAUUACUUUCCGAAGGAAAAGAGUACCUUUUUGUCUCAAACGUCGAUAAUCUUGGUGCAGUAGUUGACUUGAAUAUCCUAAAUCAUAUGGUUGAAUCGGACUCUGAGUUCAUCAUGGAAGUCACUGAUAAAACUAGGGCGGAUAUUAAGGGUGGUACGCUAAUUGAUUAUGGAGGUGUAAUAAGACUCCUAGAAGUAGCUCAAGUCCCGCCAGGGCAUAUUGAAGAUUUUAAAUCAAUUAAAAAGUUUAGAAUCUUUAAUACCAACAAUCUUUGGAUGAGUUUGAAGGCGAUCAAGCGAGUCAUUGAUAACAAAGAACUCGAAUUAGAAGUUAUCGUUAAUAAUAAGACACUUGAUUCGGGAGUCAAAGUUCUUCAAUUAGAGACUGCUGUUGGUGCUGCUAUCAAGCAUUUCAAGAAUGCUCAUGGGAUCAAUGUGCCACGAAAUCGGUUCUUGCCGGUUAAAUCAACUUCCGAUUUAUUCCUUGUUACUUCUGACUUGUACUCGCUGCAUCACGGUGAGCUCAGGAUGAAUCCGCAAAGGGUUUUCCCUACGGUUCCAUUAGUGAAACUUGGUGACAAAUUCAAGAAGGUGGUUAAUUUCCUUAAUCGCUUCGAAUCGCCACCACAUAUUCUCGAGCUCGACCAUCUCACAGUUACGGGCGAUGUGACUUUUGGGGCUGGUGUUCAAUUAAGGGGGACUGUGAUUAUUGUAGCGAAUCAUGGUAAUAGAAUUGACAUUCCUACAGGUGCUAUUCUUGAGAACAAGGUAGUCAGUGGAAAUCUUAGAAUUCUUGAUCAUUGA
Molecule: messenger RNA, 1518 nt
Organism: Paraglomus brasilianum
Lineage: Eukaryota; Fungi; Glomeromycota; Glomeromycetes; Paraglomerales; Paraglomeraceae
Source: the annotation of a GenBank genome assembly